UCAUUUGUGUUCCAGGUAGCAAAAGAAUUUGGUUUUAGGAAUAACGGCUUCUCUGUGUACCUGAACAGAAACCGGACCGGAGAAAUCUCAGCGAGUCCAAGCAAGUCUCUUCAUCUGCUGAAAAUCAAACAUGGAGACAUGCUGUUCCUGUUCCCAUCCAGCACCGCCGGGCCGUCCUCUGAGGUCAUGGAUACGUCCGCAGGGAUCCAGGCCGGCCGAACGACAAGUGCGCCUCAAGUGGUGGAAGAUGACAUCGACCAAUACCUGAACAAGCAGGAAGGGAAGAUCUACCGGAACCGCGACCCCCAGCUGUGUCGGCACGGCCCUCUGGGAAAAUGUGUGCACUGCGUCCCCUUGGAGCCAUUCGAUGAGGAUUAUCUGAACCAUCUGGAGCCUCCAGUCAAACACAUGUCCUUCCAUGCGUACAUCCGGAAGCUGACAGGCGGGGCUGACAAAGGGAAAUUUGUGGCCUUGGAAAAUAUCAGCUGCAAGAUAAAAUCUGGCUGUGAAGGGCAUCCACCGUGGCCAGAGGGCAUCUGUACCAAAUGCCAGCCCAGCGCCAUCACCCUCAACCGACAGAAAUACCGACACGUCGACAACAUCAUGUUUGAGAAUCACACCAUCGCCGAUCGUUUCCUGGACUUCUGGCGCAAAACCGGCAAUCAGCGAAUCGGCUACCUGUAUGGGCGGUACACCGAGCACAAGGACAUCCCCCUGGGGAUCCGGGCCGAGGUGGCCGCCAUCUAUGAGCCCCCGCAGAUCGGAACGCAGAACAGCCUGGAACUGCUGGAUGAUCCGAAGGCGAAGGUGGUGGAUGAGAUUGCAGCCAAACUUGGAUUGAGAAAGGUUGGCUGGAUCUUCACAGACCUGGUAUCAGAAGACACCAGGAAAGGGACGGUCCGCUACAGCCGGAACAAGGAUGCGUAUUUCCUGAGCGCAGAAGAGUGCAUCACCGCCCCAUCUUCUUCCAGAACCAGCACCCCAACAUUUUGCCGCCUCUCACCGGACGGACACUUUGGCUCGAAGUUUGUGACUGUAGUGGCUACAGGCGGCCCUGAUAACCAAGUGCACUUUGAGGGGUACCAGGUGUCCAAUCAGUGUAUGGCGCUUGUACGGGAUGAGUGCCUCCUGCCGUGCAGAGAUGUCCCGGAGCUGGGAUACCCCAAAGAGUCGAGCAGCGAGCAGUACGUCCCCGACGUCUUCUAUAGGGACGUGGACAAGUUCGGUAAUGAAAUCACCCAGCUGGCCCGGCCUCUGCCUGUAGAGUAUUUGAUCAUCGAUAUCACCACCACCUUCCCUAAGGAUCCAGUCUAUACGUUUUCCACGUCAUCCAACUUGUUUCCCAUCGAAAACAGAGAAGCCUUGGGUGAAACUCAGGACUUUCACAGCCUGGCCACCUACCUGACCCAGAAUCCAUCCUCCGUUUUCCUGGAUAUCAUCUCAGACUUCCACCUACUCCUCUUCCUGGUCACCAAUGAUGUGAUGCCUCUACAGGACAGUAUCAGCCUGCUGCUGGAGGCGGUGAGGACCCGGAACGAGGAGCUGGCACAGACCUGGAAGAAGUCGGAGCAAUGGGCGACCAUCGAGCAGCUGUGCAGCACGGUUGGAGUCCCGCCGUCAGAGCUUCAGGAUUUCGGGGCUAUUGGGGGAUCAGCACACGCCGCCUCUUCCUCCUCCAUGUGGUCCUGUCUGCACUGCACCUUUAUGAACCAAGCCGGCACAGAUCACUGCGAGAUGUGCCAGCUUCCCCGAACCUAA
Messenger RNA from Staurois parvus, 1758 nucleotides. The record is from the annotation of a GenBank genome assembly. NCBI's taxonomy places the organism in Eukaryota, Metazoa, Chordata, Amphibia, Anura, Ranidae.